Messenger RNA from Metarhizium robertsii ARSEF 23, 3609 nucleotides. Its product is annotated as RecF/RecN/SMC. The record is from RefSeq and is a predicted model, not a curated record. The transcript is spliced from 4 exons. Gene Ontology annotation, molecular function: protein binding; double-stranded DNA binding; ATP binding. NCBI's taxonomy places the organism in Eukaryota, Fungi, Ascomycota, Sordariomycetes, Hypocreales, Clavicipitaceae. Bases 1 to 3609 code for a protein of 1202 amino acids. Gene Ontology annotation, cellular component: chromosome. Gene Ontology annotation, biological process: mitotic sister chromatid cohesion.
AUGUAUAUCAAACAGAUCAUUAUCCAGGGCUUCAAGAGUUACAAGGAGCAAACUGUUAUCGAGCCCUUCUCUCCCAAAACGAACGUCAUCGUUGGCCGCAAUGGCUCCGGAAAAAGUAACUUUUUCGCGGCAAUGCGAUUUGUCCUGAGUGAUGCAUACACUCAGAUGAGCCGCGAAGAGCGCCAGGGUCUGCUCCACGAGGGUUCAGGUUCGGCAGUCAUGUCCGCGUACGUCGAGAUCAUUUUCGAUAACAGCGACGAUCGUUUUCCUACAGGCAACAAGGAAGUUGUUUUGCGCCGAACUAUCGGACUGAAGAAGGAUGAGUACUCGGUGGACCGCAAGGUCGUUACCAAGACGGAUGUAAUGAAUCUCCUCGAGGCCGCGGGAUUCUCACGCUCGAACCCCUACUACAUUGUUCCACAAGGUCGUGUCACGGCGUUGACCAACAUGAAGGAGUCUGACAGACUGAAUUUGCUGAAAGAAGUUGCUGGCACUCACGUGUACGAAGCACGUCGCGCUGAGUCACUCAAAAUCAUGAACGAGACCAACAACAAGCGAGAAAAAAUCGAUGAACUACUGGAAUAUAUCAAAGAGCGACUAAGCGAACUUGAAGAAGAAAAGGAAGAACUGCGAGGCUUCCAGGACAAGGAUAGGGAGAGGAGAUGUCUUGAAUACGCAUACCACCAUCGGGAGCAGGUGACCAUCCAGUCUGCUCUGGAGGAUAUUGACAAUGCUAGACAAGAUGGUCUGGACACCAGCGACUCAAGUCGUUCAGAAUUUUUGAAGGGAGAGAAGGCGAUUGCAAAACUGGAUGCCGAGAUUCACAACCUGCAACGGGAGUUGGAGCUCCUGCAGAUCGAUCGUCGCCAACACGAAGAAGAUAGGCGAGAUGGUGCCAAGGCUCUAGCCAAAGUCGAACUCAAAGUAAAGGACCUGAAGGAUGGACAGUCUGCUCUAGAACAAGCUCGUUCGCAGCACGAAGCCGAACUGCAAUCGGUGCAGGCGGAGAUGUCUGAGAAAGAAAGUCAGUUGGCUAAAAUUCUGCCUGACUACAAUAAAAAGAAACAGCAAGAAAGUGAUGUGAGAAGGCAACUGGAUACGGCUGAGGCAUCACGGACUCGGCUCUUCUCCAAGCAAACUCGCGGUUCACGUUUUAAGAACAAGUCAGAGCGCGAUGCCUGGUUGAAGUCUGAAAUUGAAGAGUUGAACAUGACAAUGAGCACCCAGAAGGCCAACAAGCUGGAAGCCGAAGAAGAAGUUGCUAGGGUUCGGAAAUCCAUUGAUCAGACGGAGAAGGAGGUGGCUGAUUUACGGUCUCGUCUUGCCAACUGGAGUGGCGACCGAGUCCGGUUGGCAGAGGAGGCAACGCAAGCCAGGGCCCAUCUGGAUAAGUUGAAUGACGAACGGAAGCUUAUCCGUCGUGAAGAAGACAAAUUAAAUUCUGUCAUUGCCAAUGCCCGGCAGGAGAAGGACCAAGCCGAAAGGGAAAUGUCACACACCAUAGAUGGUGCAACAGCCCGCGGCCUGGCUACCAUUCGUCGCCUCAAGGCGGAGCAAGAUAUCCCCGGUGCAUAUGGAACACUGGCCGACCUGCUUGAGGUGAAUGAAGCCUAUCGACUGCCCGUUGAACAGACUGCGGGUGCUAGCUUGUUUCACUACGUUGUUGACAACGCUGAUACUGCGACAUACCUAGCCGAUAUUCUGUUCAAGCAACGUGGUGGUCGAGUUACCUUCAUGCCGUUGGCCCAAUUACGACCCCGACAAAUAACUUUCCCCCGCUCCAAUGACGCCGUGCCCUUGAUAAGCAAGAUUCAGUAUGAUCACAAGUUUGAAAAGGCGUUCCAGCAAGUGUUCGGCAAGACUGUCGUCUGUAUCAACUUAGCUGUGGCUUCCCAGUAUGCUCGCAGCCAUGGGGUAGAUGGUAUCACGGCCGAAGGUGAUACUACCAACAAGCGAGGUGCAAUGACUGGUGGUUAUAUUGAUCCUCGCAAGUCACGUCUGGAAGCAGUGCAUUCCGCGAACAAAUGGCGACAGGAGUAUGAGAGUCUAAUAGCACAGUCUCGAGAUUUACGAAGGCAGAUUGAGCUCAAAGAUCAGGAAAUCACAGGUGCCAUGUCUGAGCUACAAAAGCUGGAGCAGCGGUUACGCCAAGCUGAUGACGGUUUUGAGCCACUGAAGCAUGAGUUGCGAAACAAAUCUGCCCAUGUUGAGAACGAGAGAUCCCGCCUCGACGCUGCUUUAGUUCGCCGGGAUUUGGUGGACAAAAACCUGAAUGGGUUUCUGGAAGAAAUUGCAGCACACGAAGCUGAAAUAGGCACUGAGUUUAAAAAGAAUAUUACUCCUGCAGAAGAACGAGAGCUGGAGCAGCUGAGUACCCUCUCGCAACAGUUGCAAAAGCAGUGGAACGACUUGAGCAACCAGCGAAGAAAGCUCGAAAGGACAAAACAAUUUCUCGAGGUUGAUUUGCGUCAAAAUCUUCAACUGAAACUUGAUCAACUGAGCAGUCAGGCCUUCGAGAACUCGACAUCUGGUGGGUCAUCUGGAGGUAUGAAAGAGGCACAACGCGAGUUGAAGAAAGCUCAAAAGUCACUCCACGCUGUCGAAGCCAAUCUCCAGGAGACUGAAGGGAAAAUGGAACAGCUUGUUGGACGGAUUGACGAGCUCAGUGGAGAGAAGUCGCAGAGAGAGCAACGUCAAAACGAACUCUCUACAAGAAUAGAGAAGCAGCAGAAGAGGAUGGAGAAGACAAUGCAAAGAAAAGCGCUUCUUACAACACAGGCUGCCGAAUGUGCCAAGAAUAUUAGAGAGUUGGGCGUGCUCCCAGAAGAAGCAUUCGACAAAUACGAGAAUAUGGAAGCCAAUACGAUCACCAACAAGCUGAAGCGGGUUAAUGAAGCUCUGAAGAAGUACAAGCAUGUCAACAAGAAGGCAUUCGAGCAGUAUAACAACUUUACGACGCAGCAAGACCAGCUCAUGAAGCGACGAAAGGAAUUAGAUGCGUCACAAGAUUCAAUCGAGGAGCUUGUCGAGCAUUUGGAUCGACGUAAGGAUGAGGCCAUCGAGCGUACCUUCAAGCAGGUCUCCAAAGAGUUUGCAACCAUCUUCGGCAAGCUAGUUCCCGCUGGCCAUGGACGUCUGGUCAUCCAGAGAAGAGCCGAUCGCCGCCAGGAACCUGAGGAGUCUGAGGAAGAGGCGCGCGGCAGUGUCGAAAAUUACACUGGCGUAGGGAUCAGCGUUUCGUUCAACUCCAAGCAUCUGGACGAACAGCAGAGAAUCCAACAACUCAGUGGCGGACAAAAGAGUUUAUGUGCCCUUUGUCUCAUCUUUGCCCUUCAACAAACUGAGAGCAGUCCCAUGGUCAUUUUUGACGAGGUAGAUGCAAAUCUAGACGCCCAAUAUCGUACCGCCGUUGCCGCUUUACUAGAAUCGAUUUCUAACGAAGCUGGCACACAAUUCAUCUGCACCACUUUCCGUCCUGAAAUUGUCCACGUGGCAGACAAGUGCUACGGUGUGACGUUCCACAAUAAGACAAGUUCUAUCAAUUGUUACAGCGAGGAAGAUGCUCUGAACUUUGUCGAGGGGCAAGCCAAGCCUACCGGAACAUUGUAG